Messenger RNA from Hirundo rustica (Barn swallow), 2887 nucleotides. Its product is annotated as zinc finger protein 239-like. Lineage: Eukaryota; Metazoa; Chordata; Aves; Passeriformes; Hirundinidae. The transcript has 2 exons. The record is from RefSeq and is a predicted model, not a curated record. Gene Ontology annotation, cellular component: nucleus. Gene Ontology annotation, molecular function: RNA polymerase II cis-regulatory region sequence-specific DNA binding; DNA-binding transcription activator activity, RNA polymerase II-specific. Gene Ontology annotation, biological process: regulation of transcription by RNA polymerase II. The coding region runs from base 157 to 1065 and encodes 302 amino acids.
GGUACCCAAUCAAUCCCCGGUGCCGCCGCCACCCAAGGGAGCCGAUCACCCAAACUGGGUGAGGCACCUUCAGCUCCACUCACUGCCCGCUGUCCCAGAGGGUGGAAGGAAUUCCAGAGGAGCCCCAAGGAUUUUUCAUUCCCAAGGAGUGGCCGGAUGAAGGAGGAGGAAAAGCCCCAGAGAUGCCGCACAAGGAGGGGCUGCAAAUCCAGCGCAGGGAGCUGCGAGGAGGAAAGACCCCCCCUGUGCCAGGAGGUCGGCCGGAGAUCCAGCCAGAGCUCCGAGCUGGUGGAGAAGCCUCAUGGAGGGGAGAAGCCCCACAAGUGCUUGGAAUGUGGGAAGGGUUUCAGCUGGAGCUCCAGUCUGAUCCGGCACCAGGUGAUCCACACCAGGGAACGACCCUAUGAGUGUGGGGAAUGUGGGAUGAGCUUCAGCCUGAGCUCCAGUCUGAUCCGGCACAAGAGCAUCCACACUGGGGAAAAGCCCUACGAGUGCGGAGAAUGUGGGAAGAGCUUCAGAGGAAAUUCUGCCUUGAUCCAGCACCAGGUGAUCCACACUGGAGAAGGGCUCUACACCUGCUUGGAAUGUGGGAAGAGCUUUGGAUGGAGCUCCAGCCUGAGGAAUCACCAGCGCAUCCACACAGGGGAGAGGCCCUACGAGUGUCAUGAGUGUGGGAAGAGGUUUCACACCAGCUCAAAUCUCCUCAUACAUCAGCGGAUUCACAGAGAGGAGAGGCCCUUCCGCUGCCCCGACUGCGGGAGGGGCUUCAAGCACAACUCAAACCUCACUCUCCACCGGCGCUUCCACACUGGGGAGAGGCCCUACAAGUGUCCUGAGUGUGGGAAGAGGUUUCACACCAGCUCUGAUCUCCUCCUACAUCAGCAGAGUCACACAGAGGAGAGGCCCUUCCGCUGCCCCGACUGCGGGAAGGGCUUCAAGCGCAACUCACACCUCACUGUCCACCAGCGCAUCCACACUGGGGAGAGGCCCUACGAGUGUCCUGAGUGUGGGAAGAGCUUCUUACAGAGGUCUCACUUGACCCGACACCAACAGAGGCACCACUAAGGGAAGCCCUGCGAGUGCCCCGAGAGUGGGAAGAGCUUCGUUCACUGCUCCAGCUCCAUCACCCAUGGGAGGAUCGGUGUUGGAUGUUCCCCAGUGACCCCCGUUGGGAAGAGCCUUGGUGAUCCGUGGUCCUGGUGAUCCAUGUUGGGAAGACACCUGGCUGGGAUGCUCCACAUCUUCCUGGCUCCCCGUGGGCACCUGGAUCGAUGCAGGGCAGAAACAUCCAUUGGGACACAGACAGACAUUGGGAAUUUUUGGGGAGAGCAGAUUUGUUGGCUUUCAACCCCAGAAAAGUUUGGCAUUAAAUCCUGUCUUCUAGGGGCAUUAUGGAAUAGUGGUUGGUCUUUUCCAAGCUCUCCCAGACUUUUGAUUUCCUACUGCCCAAGGGCAUCUUCCACAGCCAAAUGCUGAUGGACUGGGACCAGGACCAAGAUUUUGGAGACAGUUGGGUGGAAACCCCUCCAAAAAAGGUUCUUCCCUCUAGCCAAGCACAUGGAUCCUCAGCUGGCACAGACACAGCAAUCCUUUUCUUUUGGUCCCUAUUUCCCUUUCACUUCUCUUCAUCACUUUAAAAUAUCCAACACUGAGGUAGAAAUGAAGACAUUGAACUGGGACAUGGGUGAGGACAUGGGGGACAUAGACAUGGUGGGACAUAGACAUGGAGAGUGACAUGGGGACACAUAGACAUGGAGAGUGACAUGGGGACACAUGGACAUGGACAGGGAUGUGGCCAUUCAUGGGGACAUGAGGGGAAAUGGGCACAGCUGGAGAUGUGGGGGACAAUGACAGGGAUGGAUUUGUGGUGGGGAGACAGCCAUGGGUGAGGACAUGGUGGGACAUGGCCAGUGACAUGUGGGGACAUGGCCAUGGCUGGUGCCAUGGGGGGAACUUGCAGGGGCUGUGGGGGAUGCUGGGUUUGAGGGAGUUGAGGGUUCCUGGGAGGGACUUGGGGCUUGCUGAGGGCUUUGGGGAGCCCAGAGCUGGGAGACCCUGGCAGAGGUUGUGGGGCAGCUGCUCAAGGACCCCCUGAGCUGGACCCCCAGGUGGGCAUUGGGCUCCUGGAAGGGAAUGAAGGUCCUUGUCCCCAGGAGGGAAAUCCCAGCAUCCCCAGGGUAUUGGGGGCAGCUGAGAGGCCACAGCAGGGAGGGGAAAGCCAAACAGAGCUGUCCCCCUCCAGAACUGCACCCCAAAAAUCCCAAACUCAGGGACUCUUCCCAGGAAAAAGCUGUCAGGAGUUGCCUGAAUUGAGGGCAAGGGGGAUGGGACCUCAGACUGAGCAGGAGGGGCCUGGAACCUCCAAAACCAAGCAUGAUGGACAGGGCUGGUGGAUUGGGGGGCAGAGGGGAAGGGGUGGAAGAGCAGGGAAGACGGGGCUAGAACCCUCCAAAUUGCUUUGGGAAGGGUCCCACUCCUCCUCCUUUCUAAUCCCCAAGAUGGUGCUGAGGCAGUGCUGGACUCUGGGCCUGGCUUGGGCACCCCCCCAUGUCCCCCUUCCCCAAAUUCCCCUGGCAGCUUCAGGGCGCCCAGGCACCUUUUGGUGUUGGCUGGGUGCUGUGCUGGGGUUCAGGUGCCUCCCAAGGAGUCCCCAGAGCUGGGUGACACAGGGGGGACACACGGGGGUCCCCAUUCCUGAUCCAUCCUGGGGCCCGUUCUGUCCCCUCUCGAAUCAUGGUCCCCCCGCAGGGUCCCCCCGCGUCCCUCUCCACUGUCCCCAGUAAACAGGUGUAGUGGUUUCAGGCAGAUUUUGAGAGAAACCCUCCCACGGGCCCCCCUCCCCUUCUCCAACCGGUUCGGGAAAAAGAUUUCCUCAGAGAGAAGUGGA